UAUAAUAGUUGGCAUUUUAAACAAUCACGUAAACAAAACUAUUCACCCAAAAGAGUCUACUUAAUUAGUCAUUCUGGGUUCUAUAUUUUUCACAAAAAGGCCCACUCCAGCUCCAGGCGGAACAAGUGGACCAAACCUAACCUACCCGCUCUGGAUGAUAAGGACCCGUCCUACUUGGGCUGACAAAAGUUGCGUGGUUGUUAUUUGAACCCAUUUUCGUUUCAAAAUAUGGAGGAUGUGCCAUUUAGAUGACAAUAAUUCACCCCUGUCACCCAGUGAAGUGAUACAGCCGUGGCCCCAAUGUCAGAGAACAAAACCACUAUAUAAAACUGUGUUCUCAAAUUGUUGGACUAUGUAAUGAAAAAAAGAACUCAGGUGUGACAUAUCAGGCAUUUGUACCAGGUAGCACUAUAUAGGAGCCUACACGUACAGGUAGAUUACACGUAUUCCUAGCCGGUAGGGCAACAUUCAAGUAGAAAAUAUGGGAGUUGUGUCGCACGUUGUUAUUUUCUCUGCUUUCUGCUUAUUUGCUGGCCACGUGGCCAUUUGUUUUGCCGAGGAGAUACCUGGACAUUUACAGUAUUUAGGGUCUCACCGGCCUGCGGAAGGAACGAUUGGCAUCAAAGACUUUUGGCCCGACCCGGCGACAUUUUACAACAACUACAUUAAACCCGGCAAACCACUUCUAUUUAAAGGGAAAGCUAAAGGUAUCCCAGCGUUCAACUUAUGGACCGAUGAAUAUCUACGGAAUAAGUACGGGGAUAUCAAGAUCGACAUUGAAAAGGGAAAGAAGGAGACUCGGCAAGGAGGCAUGCUGCGUGUGCCGAUGUCCACCUUCCUAAAUUUAUACAAAGAAGCCAAUAUCUACAUGGUCUACAGCUUGGGUUCUAAAAUGAUGGAGGAGUUUCACCUCCCGAAGCCCCUCUUGUGUGGUGGCUACACCAAAAUCCUGCAGGACGCUGUGCUGUGGUUUAGUAGCGGGGGUACUAAGUCAGUGCUGCACAGCGACGAUAUUGACAACAUCAACUGUCUCAUGGAUGGAACCAAGCGGCUGAUAUUUAUUGAUAAAAAGUAUAAAGAUUUGGUGGAAAAGGAUGGUUUCAGAGAAGACGGCGGGUAUAGCUCUGUGGAUGUUGAGAAAGUUGACAUGGAAAAAUUCCCAAGCUUUCGGAAUAUACCUUGGUCGGAAGUCACCAUGGAUAAAGGCGACUGCCUUUUCAUCCCCACAGGGUGGUACCACCACGUUUCCUCAACAGGUCCGCGUAAUCUUGCUAUCAACAUCUGGUUCACCCAUCUUCCCAAGUUCAACCACACAGACUGCGCGGUGCCAGGGGAGCUUCCAGAAUCCUUACCCCUCACUAAAUUCAAAGUAGCUUCUCUAAAUUACGAUAAUGAAGAAGUGAGGGGCGAGCUAACUGACUUAUUGAGGCCAUUCAAAGACCAAGAAAUCAGUAAAGAUGAGUUUCUGGACGCAACCAAAGAAGCCCAAAGCGAUCUUCAGCGGGAUGAGUGGAUAAACAUUUUUGAUUUUAUUGAUGGGAAUAAUGAUUCGCUUCUGGACUGGAUGGAGCUGAACUCCUUUGACAUUGACGAGUUCAUCAAAAAAUUCCCGAAUUUUCAAGUUAAUGAUGAGGCAAAGAAUUCGGGUGAAAACGAGAAAAAACAUGAAGAAUUAUGAAGUAAUACAUUGUUCACAGCCCGCUAGUUGCUUACGUGCCCCCCCCCCCCCCCUCCUUUUUUUUCUUUUUUAGUGUCACUUACGAUGGUGGUGAGUUUCUGAUGUAUCAUCCUUCUAUAUUUAAUAAUAGCAGAUUCGUGGUCAACACAUGUAAAGACCAUUAUUAUUCAGAUGUAUGAUAUCUGUAAGAAUUUUGCUAAAUGGUAUUUGGACAUAUAAUGUUAACAGCUUUAAUGGCAAUAAUAAAGUUUUCAAAAAGAA
Lingula anatina is the source of this 1939-nucleotide messenger RNA. Its product is annotated as bifunctional peptidase and (3S)-lysyl hydroxylase JMJD7. The record is from RefSeq and is a predicted model, not a curated record. Lineage: Eukaryota; Metazoa; Brachiopoda; Lingulata; Lingulida; Lingulidae.